AUGUUGAAGAACUUCCUUCGACAGUCAUCAAUUGAAGAGAGCAGACGAAGUACAUUUGCCAGUAAAAUCGAUCGCAGCGGUCGUGAAGCGAAUGUGGCAUGCGUUAUUGCCUGUAUAGUGUGUAGUGGAGCGAGAGAGGAAGUCGUCCCGUUCUUUUUUUCUGGGAAAUUUUGCAGAAAGAAUUCCCAUUUUUCGUUCCGAUUACCCUUUGAGCUAUUUGUUGCUAUUGCUAUUGCCUGUGCCCUUCCCUAUUUGCUUAAAGUAUUUGUAUGCUUCGAAUUAUUCCGUAUUAGUUUGUUUCGUGCUGAUUUGACUUGA
This is a messenger RNA of Cercopithifilaria johnstoni, 318 nucleotides long. NCBI's taxonomy places the organism in Eukaryota, Metazoa, Nematoda, Chromadorea, Rhabditida, Onchocercidae. The record is from the annotation of a GenBank genome assembly.